Molecule: messenger RNA, 444 nt
Organism: Necator americanus (New World hookworm)
Lineage: Eukaryota; Metazoa; Nematoda; Chromadorea; Rhabditida; Ancylostomatidae
Exons: 5
Coding region: 1-444 (147 amino acids)
Source: RefSeq, a predicted model, not a curated record
AUGUCGACGUCAGUGAUUGUUGGAUGGCCGAAUCGGGCGCUCCGCUCACUUCUGAUCCCACUAGGAUGCAGCGAUUCUCUGGUUGUGACUGGCAAGACAUUGUUCGCCUACAGUCUCCGUAACGUUAUGUUCUGUGUCAGACGUAUUGCUUUUCUCUUGCUGAUUCUUGCAGCAGUUGCUGAAAUGAAGCCACUGUCGGAGUUGUUCAACAACCUUAUGAAGAAACAAACAGAGAUUAAGAAUCAACAACUUCUACAGUUUAUCUCCAAGGCUGUGCCCUACGGUAUUGAUCCGCCCAACCCUAAAAUUGCUGAAUAUGAAACAUUCAAAUCCGACAAGUCUGCAAAUUUCGUUCGAGACGGAAACGGCAACGUUGUGUUCAGACAGUUUCGACGUGUGCGCCUGUCUGAUGUCAUGCAACGACGUGGUCGCACCGGUAUUUAA